This is a messenger RNA of Tachysurus vachellii, 1680 nucleotides long. It is a transcript of the gene rgs7bpb, whose product is annotated as regulator of G protein signaling 7 binding protein b. The transcript is spliced from 6 exons. Gene Ontology annotation, biological process: G protein-coupled receptor signaling pathway. Bases 193 to 951 code for a protein of 252 amino acids. Lineage: Eukaryota; Metazoa; Chordata; Actinopteri; Siluriformes; Bagridae. Gene Ontology annotation, cellular component: neuron projection; postsynapse; nucleus. The record is from RefSeq and is a predicted model, not a curated record.
UCGCUGUGUGCGCCGCUCGCUUCAUCCGAGGAAGAGAUGCAGAGGAGUCGAGCGCGUCCGUGCGGCUCGCCAUCACGCUGAAAAAACGAAACUGCGAUUACGACUCGUUACGACUCGACGACCUCUGCUGAGCACGAACACGCAGGCUAAUUCAUUGGCGCGGGGGGUGGUCUAGUCCGUGGACGCGUAUGCAUGUGUUCCGCACCGAACGGGCGAAAGAGCCGCCCCGGAUCCGCAGGCCGCAUGUUUCAGCUGGGCAAAGCGGCGCGCAGCGAACCCGAGCGGCGGGAGAGCACGGACAGCGCCCGCAGGGGAGGACAGCGGGCUCUGGAGCACUGCAGAGCGGCGGUGCAGGAGUUUAACACUCUGGUGGCACUCUACCGUGAGCAGGUCAUCUCCAUAGGAGAGAUCACGUCCGAUUGUCCAGCUCUGAGGGCACGUAUGCACAGCACACGCACCAAAGGCUGCACGGUGGCUCAGAGCGCCUACCAGCACCUUACACUCAUCUCUGGGCCAGAGGAUGGCGAAAUCCACCCUGAAAUCUGCAGGCUUUUCAUCCAGCUGCAGUGCUGCUUGGAGAUGUACAUCACCGAGAUGCUCAAGUCCUUGUGUAUGUUGGGUGUGCUGCAGCUCCACAGGAAAGGAAACGAGUCGUGUCCUGAAUCAAAUGCAGACUGCAGGGUGGACGAAAGCUCUGAUGUCCCCAUAUUGGAGGACAGGUCUUCAUCACCUGUCGACUUCCCCCAUGAAUCCUGGCUUGUAUGCACAGAUAUUGAGAAUAUAGAGAGUGACAUGCGUGAGAUGAGAAAUCUGCUAAGCAAACUCAGGGAGACCAUGCCUUUGCCACUGAAGAACCAAGAUGACAGCAGUUUGCUAAACCUGACACCCUACCCACUGGUGAGGCAGAGGAAGAGGCGUUUCUCUGGGCUCUGCUGCCUUGUGUCGGGAUGAACCACCCACAGUCUUCGCCUCUCAAAAAGCAACUUCAAGUUCCACUUGUCUAAUUCGUUCACUGUAAAUGUGCAGCAGCAAUCUAACUCUGUCACCACCAUCACUACAGACUACACUACAUUCUUUACUAGAGAGUGCAAACAGAAAUGCCCUACCCAACCUCCAUUACGCCACCACACUCUGCCCCAACCUGCCUAGCCACACCCUUCCAUACACCAACACACUCUGCCGCAGCCUGCCUAGCACACCCUUCCAUACACCACCACACUCUGCCCCAACCUGCCUAGCCACACCCUUCCAUACACCACCACACUCUGCCCAACCUGCCUAACCACACCCUUCCAUACACCACCACACUCUGCCGCAGGCUGCCCUGCCCCGCCCUCCAAUACACCACCACACGCUGCCCCAACUUGUCCAGCCCUACCCUGCCAUACACCACCACACUCUGCCUCAACCUGCCUGCCCCACCCUCCCAUAGUUCCACUUGUCUAAUUCGUUCACUGUAAAUGUGCAGCAGCAAUCUAACUCUGUCACCACCAUCACUACAGACUACACUACAUUCUUUACUAGAGAGUGCAAACAGAAAUGCCCUACCCAACCUCCAUUACGCCACCACACUCUGCCCCAACCUGCCUAGCACACCCUUCCAUACACCAACACACUCUGCCGCAGCCUGCCUAGCACACCCUUCCAUACACCACCACACUCUGCCCCAACCUGCCUAGC